Molecule: messenger RNA, 1044 nt
Organism: Anopheles arabiensis
Lineage: Eukaryota; Metazoa; Arthropoda; Insecta; Diptera; Culicidae
Exons: 1
Coding region: 39-953 (304 amino acids)
Source: RefSeq, a predicted model, not a curated record
CAUCGAUUCAGUCGCUAUAAAAUCGUCCGUCGUUAAUCAUGUGCAAAGGAGUUUUAUUUUGCGUAGUGUUGUUGGUGCUCGUAGACAGCUAUGCUUCGUUCCGAGUAAAGCGACAGUUCUUUGCACCUUCCGAUGAGUGCGUAAUAUCGCACACCGACAUCGAUGAGUUGGUGCAGCUGACGAAGGUGAUCGAGGGGCGUAAAUCUUCCCGCAAGCGCCCUCUCAAUCGGAAUCCCAGCAGCCCAACACAAACCACCACGGACGAAUGUAGCCGGAAGUUGGGCGAGUUUAAGGUCUCGAUUCAAGAUGUGCUCACUCGCUACAGCUCUAUGCAGAAGCCAUCCAUAUCGGCCAACCAUUACGAGCUGCUCAAGGCGCAGCAAGAGUCGGAGUUGACCGAUCUGAUGCGGCGUGUGGACAAUCUGGAACGCGAAGUUGAGCAACGCUUUCGGGCUGAGAUCGAACGGCUGCGCAACAGCUUGCAGCAGCUCAAACGACGGCUGAACGACAAUCUGCGUCUGCUGGAGCAGGAAAGGGAAGCGGGCCGGAAGGCACAGGAGGCACUGUGUGUGGAGUACAUUCAGGGGGGCAACAUUGAGGAGGCGGCCCGAAUCUACCGAGCACUAAAUGGAACGUACGAUAUGGCGCGGCUCACAAACGAUACGUAUCAGAUGGAUGCGGAUGUGGUGGGUUCGUUGGUAGAUUUUUUCGUAGCACUGCAAGAGGAUGGGCAACAAUUUGGGACGAUUGGUGGAUAUGAAAUGCUGUACAAGCUCCUGGAACGCAACAAUCAGCUUAAUCGGGAACGGAGUAGAAUCAUUUUUCACUCACUGGUGGGGCUGGAACAUUUUUACAGCGAUCCGGUAGAUAUUGGCCGCGUUGAAACUAUGCGCGUUAAAAUGAUAAACAAGCUGCAGUCGUUUGUCAAAGGAAAGGUUGCAGGAAGACGAUGAAACAACAAUAAUAUACCUCAUUUUACUGCAGUGUUUUUUUUCGAUCGUAGAUAGUGAAAUAAUAAUAAAAUCAAUUGAAAUAUCAAACAUA